ACAUGUUGGCAAUUCACUUCUAUAUCUGUUGCUUUUUCAUUGUGUCUUGCAAGUUCCCAAGCAACUUGAAUUUGCUAACACAGCCAUAGCUACAUUCUGCCUUAGCGUAGUCACCCAGGUAUCUAGGUGUGUGGUUUCUGUAUUUCCCCUCCCUUCUAUUUCUUAAUCAUACAUAAGUCACAACAUUUCCAGUUAUAGGCUGGUCUACAAGUUGUUCAAGCUUACACCUGACAGUUCAUAGCUACUAGUUUGGUGCUGGGGAAGAAUGAGCAGUCAGGAACUGGUCACUCUGAACGUGGGAGGGAAGCUAUUCACUACAAGACUUUCUACCCUAAAGCAGUUUCCUGCUUCUCGAUUGGCACAGAUGUUAGAUGGCACAGACCAAGAAUUCAAGAUGGUUGGUGGCCAGAUUUUUGUGGAUAGAGAUGGUGUUUUAUUUAGCUUCAUCUUGGAUUUUUUGAGGACUCACCAGCUUCUGUUACCCACUGACUUUUCAGACCACUUCAGGCUUCAGAGAGAGGCCCUUUUCUAUGAACUCGAUUCUCUGGUUGAUCUCUUAAACCAACAUCUGCUGCAGACAAGACCUGCUGUCCUGGAAGUGCAUUUCCUAAGCCAAAACACUCGAGCAUUUUUCAGGGUGUUUGGCUCUUGCUGCAAAACCAUUGAGAUGCUCUGUGGGAGGAUUACGGUGUAUGUGGAGCAGCCCUCCGCACUCACCUGGAGUGGUAACUCCUUCCGCCGGAAGCCGACGCUCCUCCCGCUGCCUCCGCAGAGACCUUCUUACCAUGACUUGGUUUUCCAGUGCGGCUCCGACAGCACUACUGAGAACCAAACUGCAGUCAGGUAUUUUGUUCUUUGAGGCAUCUCUCUUAUAUACCAGUUUCUGAAAUUUCCCUUCAAAAUUCAGUGUUCCUCUUUCCUGAAAUUUUUUUCUUGGG
Molecule: messenger RNA, 938 nt
Organism: Ochotona curzoniae (black-lipped pika)
Lineage: Eukaryota; Metazoa; Chordata; Mammalia; Lagomorpha; Ochotonidae
Gene: KCNRG
Product: potassium channel regulator
Exons: 1
Coding region: 266-859 (197 amino acids)
Biological process (GO): protein homooligomerization; negative regulation of delayed rectifier potassium channel activity
Cellular component (GO): endoplasmic reticulum
Molecular function (GO): protein binding
Source: RefSeq, a predicted model, not a curated record